UCUUUACAAACGUUCGUGUGCGAGGCGUGGUUUAGGAACGCGCCCAUAACAGAGCGUUUAGUUUAGUUGGCUGUGACAGCAAACGGUGGCAUAUCCAACAUCCGUUUCCGUGUAAUUUUUGGUCGAUUAUAUAGAUCGAUCGUAUUUUUUGGCCAGUUGCUUUAGAACCAUUCAAGGAGGCCAAAAACAAGCUGACCAUCAUGAACCCAUUGUGUGGCAGAUGUGACAAGAUUGUGUACCCUACAGAAAAAGUAAAUUGUUUGGACAAGUAUUGGCACAAAGGAUGUUUCAGCUGUGAGGUCUGCAAAAUGACUCUGAAUAUGAAGAACUACAAAGGCUUUGACAAGAAACCCUACUGCAGCCAGCACUACCCUAAAACAUCCUUCACCAUCGUGGCUGAUACACCAGAGAACCUUCGACUCAAGCAGCAGAGCAAGAUGCAGAGCCACGUGCUAUAUAAAGAGGAUUUUGAGAGGAACAAAGGGAAAGGCUUCAGCGUGGUGGCUGAUACACCAGAACUGCAGAGGGUCAAGAAGACGCAAGAUCAGAUUAGCAACAUAAAGUAUCAUGAGGAGUUUGGGAAAAGUCAGAUGGGGGGAGAGGGCUCACCCACUGAUGCCUACGGCAAUCAGGGCUUCCAGCCGCCAGCUCACUCGCCGAGCUACAACUAUGAUCCACAGCCUGCGCAUUCAGCUGCUGCUCCACUGCCCUCUAGUGGUGGGAAACGUUACAGGGCUGUGUAUGACUAUGCCGCUGCCGAUGAGGAUGAGGUAUCGUUUGCAGAUGGCGACUUGAUAGUGGACGUGCAGCAAAUAGACGAAGGCUGGAUGUUCGGACGCGUGGAACGCACAGGACAGCAGGGCAUGCUCCCAGCCAACUAUGUAGAGGCGAUCUGAGGAAAAUAUUGGCCUUGAUCUGAGACAAGACAGAAGAAUUCAACCAGACAUCUAGGCUUUAGCUAGACUGACAAAGCUGAAAUGCUUAGAACAAAACCACUUGCGGUUUUUUUUUUUUUUUUUUUUUUUUUAACUUCCCAUUUGGCUUUUUGCUUUGCUGUUUUUAGGUUCUUCCUGCAAUGCUGCAUAUUUUUGAUGGGGUGUGUAAUGCUUUGUCGCUGCAUUUAAAUCGUUCUGUCUUUGAUUUUAAAACCGCAGUAAAGUAGGUCAAACUUCCCCUGGACCUUUUUUACAACAAUUGGGCAAUGGCAAUCAUUACAAUAGGGCUGAAUAAUCUCCUGGGAAUUUUUUUCUAUUAUGUAAAUGGCCAUAAGAAUGGACAACAUUCAUCAUGCAAACAAUGUCUUAAGCAAUACAAAGUCUGACCACAAGCGCUGCAGAACUGUUACAGACUCCCUUUGCCUCUGGAAUACUGUAUUGUGCACUUUGAGGGAAUUCUAAAAACAAUAUAAGGUUUUUUUUGUUUUUUGUUUUGUUUUUUGACAUGUAGGUACAAUGCUGUUGUCCUUCCAGAAUUAGAGGAACCACAAAACAAUGAGGUCUUACAUAUAUAUAUAUAUAUAUAAACAGUGCAUAGAAUAUCAUUCCAUUGUUAUUUUGUAACAAAAGCAUUCUAGUCCAUUAUUUUGAAAAAUAAAGUAUAAUGCUGUGAAAGUG
Molecule: messenger RNA, 1613 nt
Organism: Ctenopharyngodon idella (grass carp)
Lineage: Eukaryota; Metazoa; Chordata; Actinopteri; Cypriniformes; Xenocyprididae
Product: LIM and SH3 domain protein 1-like
Exons: 7
Coding region: 201-896 (231 amino acids)
Cellular component (GO): focal adhesion
Molecular function (GO): actin filament binding
Source: RefSeq, a predicted model, not a curated record